Molecule: messenger RNA, 2147 nt
Organism: Trichogramma pretiosum
Lineage: Eukaryota; Metazoa; Arthropoda; Insecta; Hymenoptera; Trichogrammatidae
Product: zinc finger protein 28-like
Exons: 3
Coding region: 142-2124 (660 amino acids)
Source: RefSeq, a predicted model, not a curated record
GUAGUGCGUUCACUCGCUAACGACAAGCUAAAUUUCUCACUGAACAAAAUAAACGGGUUAAAAACAACAUUCAUAAAAAAGUAAGUAGGUCUAUAAUAAAAGUCGAGGCGUUUAACCUCGAUUAUACUAAAAGUUCUGGUGAUGGAAAACAGCGGGGACAUAGUUAGAGUGAAGGAAGAAUCGAGCGAUAAUUGGUCAGAUGAAGACGACGAUAAAAAUUUCGAUUCUAGGGUGAAGGAAGAGUCGAGCGAUAGUUCGUCAGAUGAAGAAGACGACAAAAAUUUCCUUGCUGAGGUUUCUUGUAAAGCCGAAAGUUUCACGUUUUAUGAAUCAUCGUUACAGGAAAGAUUAAUUAAACAAUUUGUUCACGAUUUUGUAUGUGAGGAUGUUAAACCAGAUCUAAAAUCCUUAUUGGCAACCGAGCACCAAAGUUAUCAACCCGCUGUGAAGGUGGUAAACAAAAGUCAGACCAAUGAGAUCGAUGAAAUAGGAUUCAUUGAUUACGAGUGCAGAGAUAUUAAACCUGAACCAAAGUUUCUAUCAAGAGACUUCUGUAAAAUUGAAUACCAAAAUGAUCAACCCAUUGUGAAAAUAGAAAACCAAAACCAAAUCAAUGAAAUAAAGGAAAAAGUCUUCAUCAAUUUGGAGUGCGAAGAUGUUGAAGCUGAUCUGAACCCUUUAUCAACAAUUGAAUGCAAUAUGGAGAAUUCAAUUGAUCAAUCGGUUGAUUCAUCCAGAAUAGAAAACAAAAAUCAGUCUAAUUAUUUGAAUGAUAAAAUCGAGUGCGAAGAUGUUGAAGCUGAUCUGAACUCUUUAUCAACAAUUGUAUGCAAUAUUGAGAAUCCAAUUGAUGAAUCGGUUGAUUCAUCCAGAAUAGAAAACAAAAAUCAGGCUAAUUAUUCGAAUGAUAAAAAUCUGAUAAUAUUGAUAAAGAAACAUUUUGAUUAUGACAAUAACUGUCAAUUUCAAACAAAUUUCAAAAUGAAGAUUAAAACCCAUAAGGAUGCAAAAAUACUUGAAAAUGUUGAACCUGAUCCAAAGCCUUUAACGACAAUUGUCUGCAGUACUGAGAAUCCAAGUCAUCAAUCCAGUGAUUCAUCCAAAAUAGAAAACAAGAACCAGACUAAUUAUUUCAAUGAUAAAAAUUUGAUAAUUUUGAUAAAGAAACAAUUUGAUUACGACAAUAACUGUCAAUUUCAAGUAAAUUCUCAAAUGAAGAUUGAAGAACAUAACGAUGCAGAAAUACUAAGAAAAACAUCUGAAACCAAAUUAUCUAACAAGGGUAAAAAAAAGAGAAAGUCUUUUAAAAGAAAAUUCAGCCUUAUAAGAGCUGCACAAUUGGGCAAGAAACCAUAUGAAUGUUACAAGUGUCACAAGUUUUUUUCACAAAAAGGGUAUCUGAAAAGACACAUAAAUUUAGUAAAUGAUUGUACCCAACAUUUGGAUUGUCAAAUUUGUUUCAAAUCAUUUUCACUUAGAGGUGAUCUCAAUAGACACGUAAAUGCUGUACACUAUAGUAAAAAAUCCUACGAAUGUGACAUUUGUCACAAUUUCUUUGCGCAGCGGUACAACCUGAAAAAUCACAUAAUUGCUGUACAUAUGGGUAGAAGAUCCUUCGAGUGUGCGACUUGUCUCAAAUUAUUCAAACUAAAAACUACCCUCGCAAGUCAUAUAAAAGCAGUACAUAAUCGGAUCAAACCCUUCCAAUGUAACAUUUGUCACAGAUCAUUUGAAUACCAACGUGAUCUCGAAAAGCACACAAACACAGCACAUGAUCGUAGCAGACCCUACGAAUGUAACGAUUGUCACUGCACAUUUACUCGUCCAGAUCACCUCAGAACUCACAUAAGAGCAAUACAUAUUCGCAGCAAACCCUUCGAAUGUACCAUCUGUCACAAAGCAUUUGGAAACAAAGAUUACCUCAAAAUUCACGCGGCGGUACAUCGGGGCAAAUCGUUCAAAUGUGAUAUUUGUGGAAAAUCAUUCGCAUACAAAAGUAGCAUCAAAGAUCACAUGAACGAAGUACACAAUGACAUCAAACCCUAUGAGUGCGAGGUUUGUCACAAAUCCUUUGGAUACCAAUAUAAAUUCCGACGGCACGUGAAUACAGCGCAUCCGCAGUGACUUAUACCACAAAUUAUUUAAAA